UAAUUAUUUCAGCGUAAUUUUAAUUAUGAAAUUGUUAUUUAAUCUGUUCUUUCUUUAGAAUAAAAAAAUAAAAUAAAAAUGUUGGAGCCUUAGAUGCGGGGAAAAUGUCAUGUCAUCAACAUCUGUCAAUUUUAAUCCAAAAAUGUCUUUUCAAUGAUUGUUUAUUGUUGUUGAAGGAAAUUUAUACUCUUAAAAUUAGUUUAUUAGUAUAAUUCAACAUGAUAAAAGCAAUUUUAGUUUUUAACAAUCAUGAAAACAAGAUAUCGAAGUUUUACAAUAUUUUCCUGAGGACAUGCAACAACAGAUAAUUAAAGAAACGUUUCAAUUAGUUUCAAAGCGAGACGAUAAUGUUUGCAACUUUUUGGAAGGUGGAAGCCUUAUUGGUGGAAGUGACUAUAAGCUGAUAUAUCGUCAUUAUGCAAACCCUAUAUUUUGUAUUUUGCGUUGACUCAUCUGAAAAGCGAGCUUGGAAAUUUUGAUUUAAUUCAAGUUCUUCGUAGAACACACUCGAUAAAAUGUUUUGAAAAAUGUUUGCGAGUUAGAUUUAAUAUUUCAUGUGGAUAAGGUGCAUUACAUAUUAAAUGAACUUGUUAUGGGAGGUAUGGUGUUAGAGACCAAUAUGACUGAAAAUCUUACAAGGAUAGAAGACCAAAAUAAACUUGAGAAACAAGAGGCGGGAAUAGCAGCAGCGCCGGCGCGCGCCGUGUCCGCGGUCAAGAACAUGAACAUUCCACAGCAAAUCAAAGACAUUAAAUUGCCUGAUCUUCCGCAAGCAAUAAAGGAUCUCAAGUUCUGACCUCCAAAAGGAAAUCAACAGUUCCACAACUUAGACCUUCAAAACUAUCACCUUCCCCCCGAUUGUAAAUCUCUCUUGGACGAACCAACCAGUGCAAAAUAUACUUGAGUUUUUGAAACAAUUUUAAGGGGCAUUGUACUUUU
Brassicogethes aeneus is the source of this 939-nucleotide messenger RNA. The record is from the annotation of a GenBank genome assembly. Lineage: Eukaryota; Metazoa; Arthropoda; Insecta; Coleoptera; Nitidulidae.